AUUGUCUCUUUUUCACAUAGCAUCCAGAUAUUAAAUGUCGAAUCUCGCCAUUAUUCUGAAGCCUGGCAAAAUUUGUUAAAAAUAUAAUUGCAUGAUGAAAUGCCUAUUUCAAAUAUCUGUAAGAUCCAAGUAGAGAUAGAAUUAAGGAAACUGAAAGUACUUUGACAGACGGUGAAUCUAUUUAUAAAUAAAGUUUAUCAUCUCGCUCAUGUUGUACAUGUUAUAAGGAUUCAUAAACGUAAUUGAAUUAUAUACCGUUGGGAAUCCAAUAUGGCAGUUAUGUAUGUAUGGACAAAAGACAAGGACAGCUAUGGACAUGCGUCGUUGUCCUUUAAUGACAAUAGCAGUGGCAAAUCAUUACCAUUCAGCUUUGAAUCCGGUUCCUUACCUGGAAAAAGAAGAAGAAGAACAACAAAAUCUAGCAGAGGAGGUUCCCAGGGUUGGAAAUCUCCUUUUUCUGGGACGAAUAAUAUUUUUGAAUGGGAACAAAUGUUUAGCAAAGUAUCCUGGCUUUGGAAUCCCCCCGUUUUGAAAUUGCCAGAUCCGCCCAUGAAGAGUUUCUAUAUAAGUUGGUGGCCGACUGAAGAUAAAUCUAAAAAUAGUAUGAAAAAGAAAAAGUCGGAGGGAAGAACCAAAAAGUGUUUACCAGUUGAUUAUGAGGAUGACAGAAAUGAUUUCACAGGUAGAGAAUUUACUCAUCAGUUCUAUAUAAGGAUUGGUGCUAAAGGUUUUAGAAAAAAUACAGAAAUGGUGGAAUAACAUCAAAGAUAAGGGAGGAUACCAUUUUGCGUUGAACAAUUGUUGUCAUGCAGUUGUACAGGCUCUUCGGGAGGGAGGAAUUGAAAUAGACCCGUCCUUAUUUAUAAUUAGAACACCUGGGGAUAUGGUUGGACUCGGGAAAGAACUAGAAAAGAAAA
Messenger RNA from Mytilus trossulus (common blue mussel), 917 nucleotides. RefSeq lists its product as uncharacterized. Lineage: Eukaryota; Metazoa; Mollusca; Bivalvia; Mytilida; Mytilidae. Bases 271 to 759 code for a protein of 162 amino acids. The record is from RefSeq and is a predicted model, not a curated record. The transcript has 3 exons.